AUGCCAGCACCGAAGCAGCCGCCAUCGACAUUGUACGACAAGCUUUUCGCUCUGCAUACCGUCAGAGAACAGGACGAUGGCACUUGCCUGCUUUACAUUGACAGGCACAUUGUCCACGAGGUCACAUCGCCACAAGCGUUCGAAGGCCUCCGCAACGCCAAGAGGACUGUCCGGCGUUUAGACUGCACGCUCGCCACUACAGACCACAACGUCCCCACGAGUUCGAGGACGAACUUCAAGUCCGUCAAGACGUUCAUCAAGGAGGAUGACUCCCGCAUCCAGUGCGAGACCCUCGAGGACAACGUCAAGCUCUUCGGCUUGACUUAUUUCGGCAUGGCUGACAAGCGACAAGGCAUCGUCCACAUCAUCGGACCAGAGCAAGGUUUCACACUUCCCGGUACCACCGUCGUCUGCGGUGACUCACACACUUCCACCCACGGUGCGUUCGGUGCGCUUGCUUUCGGCAUUGGCACUUCCGAAGUCGAGCACGUCUUGGCGACCCAGACCGUCCUCCAGAAACGAUCAAAGAACAUGCGUGUGCGUAUCAAUGGCACCCUCAACGAAGGCAUCACUUCCAAGGACGUCAUCUUGCAUACCAUUGGCGUCACCGGUACAGCAGGCGGGACAGGCUCCGUCGUCGAAUUCUGCGGGUCUGUCGUGGAGAACCUCAGCAUGGAAGCAAGGAUGUCAAUGACCAAUAUGUCUAUAGAGAUGGGCUCAAGAGCAGGUCUAAUCGCCCCCGAUGAAACCACUUUUGCCUACCUCAAGGGCCGCCCUCUCGCGCCAAAGGGUGACGAGUGGGAAGCAGCCGUGAAGCAUUGGCGGACGCUCAAAUCUGACGCCGAUGCGCAUUUCGAUACGACUGUCGAUAUUGACGCCCAGGAUAUCGAGCCUACUGUCUCGUGGGGUACGAGUCCACAGGACGUGACCAGCAUUAGUGGCAAAGUACCCGACCCAGAGACCGUCUCAGAUCCGGCAAAGAAGAAGAGUAUCUUGCGCGCUCUCGAAUACAUGGGUCUCGCGCCAAACACGCCAAUGGAUCAAAUCAAAGUCGACAAGGUCUUCAUCGGAUCUUGCACAAACGCCCGCAUUGAAGAUCUCCGAUCUGCUGCAAGAGUAGUACAGGGUCGCAAAGUGGCAGACCACGUUUACGCCAUGGUCGUGCCUGGAUCAGGCCUCAUCAGACAGCAAGCCGAGAAAGAAGGCUUGGCGAGGAUCUUCCGCGAGGCAGGCUUCGAUUGGCGAGAGGCAGGCUGCAGUAUGUGUCUCGGUAUGAAUCCAGACAUGCUCUCGCCUCAAGAACGAUGCGCAUCCACAUCCAAUCGCAAUUUCGAAGGCCGACAGGGUGCCGGAGGUCGUACGCAUCUCAUGAGUCCCGCUAUGGCAGCAGCCGCUGCCGUAACGGGCAAGCUCAGCGAUGUGCGGAAGCUCAUGCAAGGUAGACAAGACAUCGCAUUCGAGCCAGAGAUGGAUGUUGCCAGCGAUGAGGAUGUUCCCCAUACGAACGAAGCGGCGCCCGAAGGCGACGAACUCGUAGAGGAAGGUACGGAUGCUCAAACAGAAUCUGCUGCUGCUCCUGCGCCUCAAGCUUCUGUUCCUGCUGGCUUGCCACCUUUUACUGUACUCAAGGGCAUCGCGGCGCCCAUGGAUAUCAGCAAUAUCGACACAGACGCGAUCAUUCCCAAGCAAUUCCUCAAGACCAUCAAGCGAACCGGCUUGGGCGUCGCUCUCUUCGAUGCAUGGCGAUAUGACUCAAAGACGCACGAAGAGAUCCCCUCAUUUGUGCUCAACCAAGAGCCUUACCGGCAGGCAAAGAUCCUCGUCGUUUCCGGUGUCAACUUUGGCUGUGGCUCAUCGCGAGAGCACGCACCUUGGGCUCUCGUCGACUUUGGCAUCCGCGCUCUCAUCGGCAUUUCAUUUGCAGAGAUCUUCAGCAACAAUCUCACCAAGAAUGGAAUGUUGCCCGUCGUUCUACCUGAGAAGGACGUCCUCGAGAUUGCAGAAGAUGCUCGUCAAGGUAUCGAAGUCGAAGUCGAUCUGCCAAAGCAGGUUGUCCGCCGCUCGAACGGCAAAGAAUACCCCUUUGAAGUCAAUUCAUUCACCAAGCACUGCCUCAUCAAUGGUCUAGAUGAUAUCUCCCUCACGUUGCAGCAUGAGAAGGACAUCUCGAGCUACGAGUCACAUCGAUCUGCAACGCGCCCGUGGCUCGAUGGUCUCAAUUUCAGAGGCAAGGUCCCCGUUGAGCCCAAGACGGCCACAGAGUGGUAA
Mixia osmundae IAM 14324 is the source of this 2268-nucleotide messenger RNA. RefSeq lists its product as uncharacterized. Gene Ontology annotation, molecular function: 4 iron, 4 sulfur cluster binding; 3-isopropylmalate dehydratase activity. The transcript is spliced from 7 exons. Gene Ontology annotation, biological process: L-leucine biosynthetic process. Gene Ontology annotation, cellular component: 3-isopropylmalate dehydratase complex. The coding region runs from base 1 to 2268 and encodes 755 amino acids. The record is from RefSeq and is a predicted model, not a curated record. Lineage: Eukaryota; Fungi; Basidiomycota; Mixiomycetes; Mixiales; Mixiaceae.